GGGCGGGCGGUUCCGCGCACGCCCGCCCAGUUGCCGCCCGGACCUCGGAGCUGGGGACGCUCGCGCGACCUCCGCGGGAAGAUGAACGGGACGCGGAACUGGUGUACCCUGGUGGACGUGCGCCCGGAGAGCCAGACCACGGUGGGCAGGAAGACCUACGCCAUGGUGUCUGGGCCCUCCUCAGGGCACUCUCUGGCGUCGGAACUGGUGGAGUCCCAUGACGGCCACGAGGAGAUCCUUAAGGUGUACUUGAGAGGGCGGUCCGGAGACAAGAUGAUGCAGGAGAAGACCAUCAACCAGCUGAAGAGUGAGGUCCAGUACAUCCAGGAGGCCAGGAACUGUCUGCAGAAGCUUCGGGAGGAUAUAAGUAGCAAGCUUGACAGGAAUUCGGAAGACCCUCAGCGUCAGCAGGAAAUGCAGGUGGUGCUAGAAAAGCCAAAUGGCUUCAGUCAGGAUCCCAUGGCUCUCUACAGCAGCCCACCCGAGGUGCACACCAGCAUGAGUGAAGAUGUCGAGAGCCUGAAGAAGACCGUGCAGGACUUGCUGGCCAAGCUGCAGGAGGCCGAACAGCGACACCAGGCGGACCGUGUGGCUUUUGAGGUCACACUCAACCGGUACCAGCGAGAGGCAGAACAGAGUAAUGUGGCCCUCCAGAGAGAGGAGGACAGAGUGGAGCAGAGAGCCGCAGAAGUCGGGGAGCUGCAGAGGCGCUUGCUGGGCAUGGAGGCGGAGCAUCAGGCCUUACUGGUGAAAGUGAGGGAAGGGGAGCUGGCCCUAGAGGAGCUUCGGACCAAGAACGCUGACUGCCAAGCAGAAAGAGAAAAGGCUGCUGCUCUGGAAAAGGAAGUGGCCGGGUUUCGUGAAAAGAUCCACCACUUGGACGAUAUGCUCAAGAGUCAGCAGCGGAAAGUUCGGCAGAUGAUAGAGCAGCUCCAGAAUUCAAAGGCUGUAAUCCAGUCGAAGGAUGCCACCAUUCAAGAGCUCAAGGAGAAAAUUGCCUAUCUGGAGGCUGAGAACUUGGAGAUGCACGACCGCAUGGAGCAUCUCAUAGAGAAGCAGGUGGCCCGCGGGAGCUUCAGCACACAGACCCGGGCCAAGACCGAGGACCUGGGCAGUGUCAGGAUAUCCAAGCCCCCCAGCCCUAAGCCUCUGCCUCUCAUCCGAGUGGUAGAAACCUGA
Acomys russatus (golden spiny mouse) is the source of this 1179-nucleotide messenger RNA. It is a transcript of the gene Tuft1, whose product is annotated as tuftelin 1. The record is from RefSeq and is a predicted model, not a curated record. Gene Ontology annotation, biological process: intracellular signal transduction. NCBI's taxonomy places the organism in Eukaryota, Metazoa, Chordata, Mammalia, Rodentia, Muridae. The transcript has 12 exons. The coding region runs from base 82 to 1179 and encodes 365 amino acids. Gene Ontology annotation, cellular component: I band; intracellular anatomical structure.